Molecule: messenger RNA, 2416 nt
Organism: Alexandromys fortis (reed vole)
Lineage: Eukaryota; Metazoa; Chordata; Mammalia; Rodentia; Cricetidae
Product: importin subunit alpha-4-like
Biological process (GO): NLS-bearing protein import into nucleus
Cellular component (GO): cytoplasm; nucleus
Molecular function (GO): protein binding; nuclear import signal receptor activity
Source: RefSeq, a predicted model, not a curated record
CAGCCAUGGCCGAGAACCCCGGCUUGGAGAACCACCGCAUCAAGAGCUUCAAGAACAAGGGUCCCGAUGUGGAGACAAUGCGAAGACACAGAAAUGAAGUGACAGUUGAACUCCGGAAAAACAAAAGAGAUGAACACUUACUGAAAAAGAGAAAUGUUCCCCAGGAAGAAAGCUUAGAAGAUUCAGAUGUCGAUGCUAAUUUUAAAGCACAAAACGUAACACUAGAAGCUAUAUUGCAGAAUGCUACAACUGAUAACCCUGUAGUCCAGUUGAGCGCUGUCCAGGCAGCAAGGAAACUAUUAUCCAGUGACAGAGAUCCACCAAUUGAUGACCUAAUAAAAUCUGGGAUUUUACCAAUUCUAGUCAAAUGUCUAGAAAGGGAUGAUAAUCCUUCAUUACAGUUUGAAGCUGCUUGGGCACUAACUAAUAUAGCAUCAGGAACCUCUGCACAGACUCAAGCUGUUGUACAGUCUAAUGCAGUGCCCCUUUUUCUGCAACUCCUCCAUUCCCCACAUCAGAAUGUCUGUGAACAAGUGGUGUGGGCUUUGGGAAACAUUAUAGGUGAUGGUCCUCAAUGUAGAGAUUAUGUCAUAUCACUGGGAGUUGUCAAACCUCUUCUGUCCUUCAUCAACCCCUUCAUUCCCAUCACCUUCCUUCAGAACGUCACAUGGGUCAUUGUCAAUCUCUGCAGGAAUAAGGACCCCCCACCGCCUAUGGAGACAGUUCAGGAGAUUUUGCCAGCUUUAUGUGUUCUCAUAUACCACACGGACAUAAAUAUUCUGGUGGACACUGUUUGGGCUUUGUCAUACUUGACAGAUGAAGGAAAUGAGCAGAUACAGAUGGUUAUUGAUUCAGGGGUUGUACCAUUCCUCGUGCCCCAUCUGAGCCACCAGGAAGUGAAAGUUCAAACUGCAGCACUCAGAGCAGUUGGGAACAUAGUGACCAGUACUGACGAGCAGACCCAGGUGGUUCUUAACUGCGAUGUCCUGCCCCACUUCCCAAACCUCUUAUCACACCCGAAAGAGAAAAUAAAUAAGGAAGCAGUUUGGUUCCUUUCCAAUAUAAGAGCAGGCAAUCAGCAGCAAGUUCAAGUAAUAGAUGCUGGAUUAAUCCCCAUGAUCAUUCACCAGCUUGCUAAGGGGGACUUCGGAACACAAAAGGAAGCUGCUUGGGCAAUUAGCAACUUAACGAUAAGUGGCAGAAAAGAUCAAGUGGAGUACCUUGUACAACAGAAUGUAAUACCACCAUUCUGUAACUUACUGUCGGUGAAAGACUCUCAGGUGGUUCAGGUGGUUCUGGAUGGUCUUAAAAACAUCCUGAUAAUGGCUGGUGAUGAAGCGAGCACAAUCGCUGAAAUAAUAGAGGAGUGUGGAGGUUUGGAGAAAAUUGAAGUUUUGCAGAAACAUGAAAAUGAAGACAUAUAUAAAUUAGCAUUUGAAAUCAUAGAUCAAUAUUUCUCUGGUGAUGAUAUUGAUGAAGAUCCCAGCCUCAUUCCUGAAGCAACACAAGGAGGUACUUACAACUUUGAUCCAACAGCCAACCUCCAGACAAAGGAAUUUAAUUUCUAAGGUCCAUUAAGUGCAGCAUUGUUCAUUCAAUACAAACACCACCAGAUGGCCACCAAGCGAUAAGACAGCAAGCAGCAGAAGGCUCCCAGCACUCUUGCCUCUUUGUUUUGAUGCUUCUAAAGCAAGCCAUGUCUCAGUCACUUUGCAGUUGCCAAAAGUCACUCUCACAUGGACUGUAAAUGCAUAUGCAUGAUUUCCUGAACUGUUUUAGAACUCUCCUUAACAAUCUCAACUACCCUAUUUUUCCAUGUUCCCUGGUGCCACAUGCUGACAACUGCAGUCUCCAGUUAGAAUUCUCCAUAGUGGUGACGUAUCAGCUGCCUGCUGGUACUCCUUUGGAAAAAGGCGCACUGUGGAUCAAGACACUUUGGUAUGAUGUACAUUCGUGUUGGAAGACUACAGAGGUGCAGUGUGAUCUGAGCCUCCAUCAUUGUCCUCCACAAACAUAUUUUCAUAUUCUUAUGUGGAAGAAUUAAAGUACAAGCCAAAUGGUUUUCAUUGGUGGAACUGACACACAAAAGUAAUAACUUAAAAACAAGAAACUUGGUUAUUGAUUAAAAAAGAUAAGUUUUUUAAAACUGUACUUCACCUACCAUUAAUUGAUGUGUUUAUUAUCUGCCUCAGAAGCCAGGGUUGGAGCAAGAGCUUUAGAUACCAAUGGUAAUGCUUUCGCCAUUAUACCUAAUUUUUGAGAACAGCAAACCCUAUUUGACCACUCACUCAGCCUGUGUGUUCCUGCUGUUUUGAAUAAUCAAAUGCUGUGCAUGGUCUCUACCUGAGCUGCAACCUGUUACAGACUUGAACUUCUGUUAAGUUGAAAGCAAGAGUCCCUGACUACAAAAAAAAAA